AUGGUGCGGGAUGGCGGUCGUUUUACAGGUGGGCUGGUUGCUGCGGGGGCUGCCGCCUGGGAGCGGUCGCUCCCCGAAGGCUUCUGCUCGCGGGCAGCUUUCAGUCUCCCUUCCCGGAAGUCCAAAUCGCGAAGGAAGGCCAAAUUUGCUGCACACCAUGCUGGCUUCGCUGGCUUGGAGAACGGGCGAAGAGAGCUGUGCUUAGAACGCCGCGAAGUUCCAGACCAGAAGGACGAGACCGCCGAGAAGGAGCAUCCGAAGUGGAAGGAUCGCCUUUCGAAGUUGGUGGUCCGCUUUGUCAAGACCCCGGCCUUCGGCCCCGACAGUCUUGGCCGCAGCUGCGAAAAGUUCUCAGGCGACUUCCUGGAGUUCUUAUGCAUCGAUGAUCAUGUUUCGGUGCAAAUCCUCAAGCGGGCUGCUGCGCUGACUUUGCUGCUAAUGCUUUGCACUGCUGAGAUAGCGAGGUACCGGCGACCUGCCCUUUGCAUCUUGGAUCAGUGCUUCAGGGAUGCAGCUCAGCAGCCUCCUGAUGUGAUUGCGCGACUUUCCCAGCGCACGCGCAACGAGCUUUUGAUGGUUGCCAUCGUCGGGCCUCUUCUUCAGACUGAUCUGCGCACCGGUUGGUGCCCCGAGGUGUUUUGCAUGGAUGCCAGCCCCACUGGAGCUGGGCUUUGCACCGCGCCUGUUCCGGAGAAUGCUGUUGCUGAGCUGCACCGCUACUCCGAGCAGCGAGGCUUUUACACUAAGCUUGAAGCCCCUUCUUCUGCAGCCCUUCGCGAGAUGGGCGAAGAGGUCCGCGCUUUCUUGCUUGGUUACCCGGCAGCUUUCACACGUCAGCUUGCUGCAGGCAGCCUGGCGGCUAAGGGCACCCUUCCCUACACGUUGGGCGGCGGGUUGUACAAUGGGAUUCUACAUGUGUAUUCGGGGCAGAACAGGCAGCUGAUGACCCCUGCUUGGCAAAUCGAUAAGAAGUGGCAAUUUGCUGAACCUGGUGAGUCCCGACCGGUGAUCUCUGUCCCGAUCGUGCAAGCUGUAACUUCGCUCGGCCUGGUGUGGAAGUGGUCGAGGUUCGUCGGCGUGGUUCUCAUCGGCUUCCUUUGCAUGCUUCAUCCUUCAGAGUACCUGAUGCUGACGCGCGGUGACCUGAUCCUGCCGUCUGACGUGCUCAGUCGGGAUCGUGUGGCAUACGUCGCAGUCCAGAUGACUCGGUUCUGCGUUAUCGAGGCCUUGUUUGGCCACCUCCCUUUUGAUUGCCGGCUUUAUCCGGGGAGCAAGAACACAUUCCGGAGCCAGUGGAAUGCAGUCAUGCAGCGCCUCGAGAUCCCUUUCAAGCAAGCUGACAAAAGGGUCACACCUGGUGUUCUCAGAGGGAGUGGUGUCACUCAUUUAUAUCUCGAGACGGAGGGCCUUGUAAAAGUUGCUCGGCGUGGCAGGUGGGCUCGACAGAAAACUGUCGAGUUCUACUUGCAAGAAGUCGCUGCUCAAGUCGUUUUGCAACGUUUGCCAGCUCAGAGCCGCGCUCGCAUAGCCGGACUGGCUGAGUUCUCGGCGCGGUUGGUCGAGGCUUACGCUUGCUCAGCGAUGCGCUCGAAGCAUCUUGAAGGAGAGCUUCGGCGGUCGAUCGACAGACGUUUUCAGUAUCAGGGUGAAGGCAGUGAAGGCGAUGUACGUCGUUCGACUGCCCGUGCUGCUGAAAGCUUGAGGCCCGGUGAAGGUGAGCUUCGACAAUCGAUUGCCAGACGCUCUCAGUACCAGGGCCGCGGCGACGAAGGCGAUGUCGGGCAUCAGAUUUGCCAGGUGAUGUACGUCGUUCGAUUUCCCGCAAGUCGGAAAGCUCGAGGUGAGCUUCGACAGUCGAUUGCCAGGCGCUCUCAGCACCAGGGCCCAGACAGCGAAGGUGAUGUACGUCGUUCCAUUGCCCGCAAGUCGGAAAGCUCGAGGCCCGACGAAGGUGAGCUUCGACAAUCGAUUGCCAGACGCUCUCAGUACCAGGGCCGCGGCGACGAAGGUGAGCUUCGACAGUCGAUUGCCAGGCGCUCUCAGCACCAGGGCCCAGACAGCGAAGGCGAUGUACGUCGUUCCAUUGCCCGCAAGUCGGAAAGCUCGAGGCCAGACGAAGGUGAGCUUCGACAAUCGAUUGCCAGACGCUCUCAGUACCAGGGCCGCGGCGACGAAGGUGAGCUUCGACAGUCGAUUGCCAGGCGCUCUCAGCACCAGGGCCCAGACAGCGAAGGUGAUGUACGUCGUUCCAUUGCCCGCAAGUCGGAAAGCUCGAGGCCAGACGAAGGUGAGCUUCGACAAUCGAUUGCCAGACGCUCUCAGUACCAGGGCCGCGGCGACGAAGGUGAGCUUCGACAGUCGAUUGCCAGGCGCUCUCAAUACCAGGGCCCAGACAGCGAAGGUGAUGUACGCCGUUCGGUUGCCCGCAAAUCGGAAAGUUCAAGGCCCGACCAAGGUGAUGUUCGCUGCUCGAUUGGCCGCAAGUCAGAAAGUUCGAGGCCAGACGAAGGUGAUGUGCACGCUUCCAUGGCUCGGCAUUCGCAGCUUCAUGCAGGCCACGCCCACCGUGCCAGCCGCCAUGGAGACGAAGGAAGUGCGACUGGAUUCUCUCCUUCGGCCAGGAAGUCAGACUAUGGCAUGGGCGAUGCAG
Symbiodinium necroappetens is the source of this 2650-nucleotide messenger RNA. The record is from the annotation of a GenBank genome assembly. Lineage: Eukaryota; Dinophyceae; Suessiales; Symbiodiniaceae.